Purpureocillium lilacinum is the source of this 4239-nucleotide messenger RNA. The record is from RefSeq and is a predicted model, not a curated record. Lineage: Eukaryota; Fungi; Ascomycota; Sordariomycetes; Hypocreales; Ophiocordycipitaceae.
AUGACUGGCCCGAUCCUCGAGUUCCGGGCUCUAGCCACGGCACGUGCCGCGACAGAGAUCCGCUGGAUUCCUGGCCACAACAACAUUACAGGCAAUAAUCAGCAUACCUUCGCGAACCAAUUCGCCACCAGUUUCCUCGACUUUUGGCGCCAGUCUCUCUCGAUAUUGCCGCCUGUGACGGCGCCGACGUACAGCAGCGUCGCCGCCGGUCGCAGUCCUCUCCAGGCCCCCGGGGGCAACGCCACUCCCUCUGCUGGCGCCCCGCCGCCCGCACCACAACAAAGAGCCGACCUACGUCUCCAGGGACGACCAAUCCCCGCCCCACCGAAAGAGGACCUCCGGGUCUUCGUGCGACUCGACGCCGAAGCGCCGGCGAGGAAGCUCGAAUCGUAUGCGAUCCGGACCCACAUCGCCGCGAAAGUCGGCAUCGACCUCCACCAAAUUCCGGCAGCCUUUCCCGUAAAUUCAGGCUGGGCUGUUCGCACCACCGAUUCCGCCACUAGAGACCUCAUUGUCCAGCGCCAGUCGGAAUGGGCACAGGAUCUCGGUGCCAAUAUCGUCGAGACCAGUCGAAAAUGGUACACCUACGUCGUCGCCAACUGCCCCCGAAGGCUCACCGAUCUGCAAGGCAACGAAGCCGACUACGACGAAGCCGUUAGAGGCGAGAUCACCUGUCAAACCGGCUUGUCGGCCGUCAGCAUCCGGCCGAGCCGUCAUGAUUCGAACGACCUUCCAAGAACCGCGUGCGGAAAAUGGGAGAACAGCUAUUCGCCCAGCGAACACGACAGACCGAACAGAAUGAACCAGGGGCCCAACGAAGCCCGCGAUCGCAAGAAGCGCCGCCGCCCGUACCUGAGCAAGUCCAGCCCCAAGAUGCAGGCACGGACGCCCGCCACGAACAGGAAAGCAGCGCCGUGCCACCUCCGAGCUCGUCUCAGCCAGCUGAUGGCCAGGAAUCGGAGUGCCGAGAACCAACUCCACAAUGUCACCGUUGAAGAGGAAGCGCUUCAACCGCGCCAGCCCCUCCACAUCAUCACUAUGAGAAGACACCACAACAGCCAGACCGGACGGAAGACCAUUCGCGUUUUCCAGGCCAACGUUGGCAAGAUCCCACCGGCGCAUGACUGUGCCCUCGCCCUUGCCGACGCUGAACAGUACGACGUCGUCUUACUGCAAGAGCCGUGGACAGAAGCCAAAGAGGGGCGCUGUCUCACCAAAACGCAUCCCGCCUACGACACGUUCUCUCCGGUUGACAGCUGGACGAACAGUAGCACCCGCCCGAGAGUCAUGACGUAUGUCCGGCGCCGUCCCGGCCUAACGGCCGAUCAACGACGGGCCGCGACAACCCGUGACAUUCUCUGGCUUACCAUCAACAUUGUGACGAUAGUCAACUGCUACCGACAGCCUGACUUCGAUGAGGCUCUUGACAUACUUCUAGCCUGGAGGCCACCGAGCAGGUGCUUGGUGGCUGGGGACUUCAACGCUAAACACUACAGCUGGCAGUCCGGUCGUCUCGAUGGCCGUGGCGACGACAUUGCUUACUGGGCAGCAGAGAGUGGCCUUAGUCUGCUCAACCCGGCCGACGUGCCCACGAACCCGCAUGGGAAUACCAUAGACCUUGCCUUCUCCAACAUGCCGCUGUCAGAAGCUGUCGUGGAGGACCAUCUGGCCACCAGCUCUGAUCAUUUCACGCUCAGUCUGACACUGCCGGAUGUCGGCGUGACCCCACUAGCACCUCAAAAGGUCCGCCUCACAACCGAAGACGAGAUCAACCGGUUCGUGGAACUAGUCCAGUAUGGGUCAGCGGACAUCCCUACCCUGACGACGACUACCCACAAUCUCGAUGUUCUUGCAUCCGCCCUCGUGCGUCUCCUCCAGGUAGCAGCGAAAGUCGCCGGGCGACCUGUCCGAAAACAGACCCGCAGCGCGCCGUGGUGGACCGAAGAAUGCCGGCUCGCCGCAGCGGAAUACCGCGCGAUCAGAAGAGUCUAUCCCCUGGGAUUUUGUCGGGAAGUUCAGCUCGCCAAGAAGGACUUCCAGAAGGUUGUCCGUCAAGCUAAACGGCUAUACUGGCGCAACCUCAUCGACAGCUUUACCGACACCGAGGUGCAGGACGCGACCAUCCGCACGGGGAAAACAUCUCCCGGCUCUGACAACAUCACUGUUAAGAUGCUCAAAGCGGCCUGGCAUAUCAUCGGCGAGCAUGUCCGUCGCCUAUACGAGGGAUGUCUCCGACUCGGUCACCACCCCCAACCCUUCAGGGAGGCGGAAGUGGUCAUGAUAGCGAAGCCGGGCCGGCGAAACUUGUCGACAGCGCGCGCCUGGAGACCAAUCUCAUUGCUCUCCUGCCUAGGCAAGGGCCUCGAGAGGCUCAUCGCACGCCGUCUAGCGUGGGCAUCCAUUCAUUAUGGUGUACUCCACCCUCAACAGGCUGGGGCCCUCCCGAAAAGAUCCGCCGUCGACCUCGUGGCUGCUCUCGUACACGACAUCGAAGAAGCAUUCGCUCGCGGACAGGUUGCCACGCUGGUGACAAUGGACAUCCAAGGGGCUUUUGAUACCGUCCUCCGCAACCGACUGAUCCUCCGUCUCCGCCAGCAGGGAUGGCCUGAGCACCUCGCACGAUGGGCUGGCUCGUUCAUGUCCGACCGCUCGGCGUGCGUAAGAUACCAAGACAUCACCACUCCCAGUUCUCCACUCCAGUGCGGGCUGCCACAGGGUUCGCCCGUCUCGCCCAUCCUCUUCCUGCUCUAUACAGAGCCCAUCUAUCGCCUGGGCGAUCCGAAGGGCCGUUUCGGCUACGCCGACGAUACCGGCAUCCUAUGCGUAGGACACUCGCUAGAGACGACGGCCGACAGGGCGUCGCGCCAUGUCAGCGAGCUCGUAACAUGGGGCGCCGCUAACGGAAUAAGCUUCGACCCAGCAAAAACCGAGGUCAUGCACUUCUGCCGAACCAAACCCAAGGUAUCUCCGCCCGUCUUCCACGAAGGAGAGAGACGCCCAGACAAAACGAUGCGCUGGCUAGGCAUCUGGCUCGACAGCACUUUGACGUUCAAGACCCACGUUGAGAAAUGGACAGCCAAGGCGCAAGCCGUGGCGCACCACUUGCAAGGGCUCGCCAACACCAAACAUGGCCCGCUUCCAAGCGCGAUGAGAAGGGCCGUCCAAGCCUGUGUCGAGCCAGUGCUGCUCCACGGCGCCGAGGCGUGGUACCCCGGACUGACUAGCCCACGUUGGAGCCAGCCGACCAAAGAGGGCUCCUCGGGAAUCCAGCAAUUGCUGCGGAAGAUGAACAAGUCUCUCCACAACUCUAUGCGUGCCGUUCUGCCAGUUUGGAGGACGACGCCUAUCGCAGCUCUGCAUCGAGAGAGUGGAAUUCUGCCGAUCGUGCAGUUGCCAGAAACCCGCCGUAUGUGCUUCGCAGCCCGCCUCAAGGCCGUCGAUGAAGCACAUUCGCUCGCAAAACGCACUCUGCAACCGAGCCCGCCGGCCAUUCAUAGGUCGAUCAAGCUGAAGUAUCGGGCGCCCCGCGAGGGUUUUCGGACCCGACUUCGACGCAGCGAUAAACUGCUGCCUCGCAGUACACGACCAUUGCUCCUCCCCCGCCGGUUCGACGAGCACGCGACACCCCUAAGACCGCGUCGAAAGACGACUGCAGAAGACUCUCGUGUAUGGCUUCGGUCAAUCCCAUGUGAGAUGCUCGUCAUCUACUCAGACGGAUCCCUCUCCACAGAGAAGGCCGCUGGGUAUGGCUAUGUGAUUCACUGCAGUGGACUUACCUUGACGAGUGGCAGCGGUCGCCUAGGCCCAGCUGAGGUCUUCGACGCCGAAGCCAAGGGUGCCUUUGAAGGGUUGCGUGCUGCACUGGGCCUCGCUGGCCCACGACAAAUUGUUGCAUGCUUCGAUAAGCUCGCUGUCGCGACUUGCCUGAGAGGCAUGCCCGCCAACUCCUCCCAGGCAGUGUUCCUCGAGUUCCAGGCCCUAGCCACGGCGCAUGGCGCCGUUGAGGUCCGUUGGAUCCCCGGCCACACCAACAUUGCAGGUAACGAGCAGGCGGACGCCUUAGCGAAGGCGGCCACUUCCUUGCCUGAACCAGCAGACGUUCUCCCAACACUCGCUCAUUUGCGCAGGACUGCCCGGCAGCAGCCCAGAGACGCUUUUGAAGCCUGGUGGGACGCCUCUGCACCCGACCAGUACAAGCCACUGCAUCUCAAGCCUACCACCGGCUGCCCUCAAAGCUAG